GCAUCAGAAAAUAUCAUUCGCUCGGACUCGGCUUCAGUGGCAAAGGUAGUGGGUUUGUUAUAAUUUUAAGUGAAAUUCCCGUUGUUAGUUGAUUGCUAUUUAGUCCAAAUAGCUUGAUAACGUAAAGCGCUGUUGACAAAAGCAAGUUUCCGCCAGUUAGUAUUUAGUGAGAAGUGUUACUUGUGUGGAAAAAUCAAUUUGGAAAAUUAGCUUGGUUCAUUGAUCGGCAUCAUGGCGGCUACGAAAGAUAUAAAAUCGUUUUUCUACGAAUGGUGCCAGAAAACUUCCUCAUCCCCUUCAUUUGAAGUGAGGCCGACAGGGCCAAAGAACCGUCAACGGUUUCUGUGCGAAGUGCGCAUCCCUUCAGUGGCCUAUGUUGGUGCCGGUAACUCAACCAACAAGAAGGACGCCGAACGCAACGCUGCCCGGGACUUUGUUAACUAUCUGGUGCGUUCGGGAAAGGUUGCCUCAUCGGAUGUGCCCUCGGAUAACGAUAAUGGAGCAGCUGCUGGUGGCGGCGGCGGCACUGAUGGUGCUCCUUCAUCCGGAGGGCCACCGUCGUUGAUGAACAUUAAUCCGGCCAAUGUGUUCAAGGGUGGCUUCGGCCCCUCGGAUCUUGGUCAAGCGUACAGACCGUUCGUGCGGGACAAUACGUACAAUCCUUCGAAGGAGGAGCUGGCCGAGCAGGCAGCCAUCAUGGAGUCGGCUGAAUCGUUGGACGUUAACGCAGGAAUCCACGGCAAUUGGACAAUUGAAAAUGCAAAACCCAAGCUAAACCAAUGGCUGCAGAUGAACAAAAUGAACCCGGAAUAUAAGUACACCGCCGUUGGGCCGGAUCAUAACAGGAGCUUCAUGGCCGAAUUGACUAUUUAUGUCAAGCAAUUGAACCGAGGCAUCACCGGACGUGAGUCCGGAUCGAACAAACAAUCGGCCAGCAAGUCUUGUGCCCUUUCUCUGAUCCGCCAGAUGUUCCACUUGGGUGUUAUCGAGGCAUACGGAGGCAACCUGAAAACUGCGAAGAACCAGGAACAACUGAAGCCGUAUCCUGUUCGCAUUUCACAACAAUUGGAGCAACGCAUCGAGCGGUGUUUGCAAGACGUCGAAAUCCAACCGGUCAACAUUGAACAAAAGGGAGACCCUACCGAGCCGAUCAAUUUGUUGCAUCCAUCGGAUGACGUGCAUUUCAAGCCGCAAUCGGUGAAUCUGAAUCAACAAGCGUCGGUUAUUCCGUGGUCUCCACCGGUGCCGAACUGGAACCCAUGGACUGCGUGCAACAUCGACGAGGGCUAUUUGGCCACGGCAACGUUGGACCAGUUGAGUGAUGAUUUGAUGAACGGAGCACGAGAACGUGCUCAGCAGGACCAGGAAUUGCAGGAGCGAAUGCGAGCUCGGUCAGAGCUCCCCAUUGCGAAAAUGCGAAAUCAGAUUAUGGAAGCAAUCAAUGAGCAUCCAGUUGUGCUUAUUCGUGGCAACACCGGUUGUGGCAAGACAACACAAAUCGCCCAAUUUAUUUUGGAAGACUACAUUAAUUCCGGACAGGGAGCGUACUGCAACGUUGCUGUAACUCAACCAAGGAGAAUUAGUGCCGUCAGUGUUGCAGAACGAAUCGCCAACGAACGGUGCGAGAAUCUGGGUGAGGCAGUUGGUUAUUCAGUGCGAUUUGAAUCAGUUUUGCCAAGACCGUACGGUUCGAUCAUGUUUUGUACGAUUGGAGUUUUGCUGAGGAAGUUGGAAGCCGGAUUACGUGGUGUGUCUCACGUCAUUGUGGACGAGAUUCACGAGCGCGACGUCAACAGCGAUUUCAUCUUGGUCGUGCUGCGUGAUAUGUUGCACACCUAUCCGGAUCUGCGUGUUAUUCUCAUGUCCGCAACCAUCGAUACGACAUUGUUCUCCGACUACUUUGGAAAUUGUCCUUGCAUUGAAGUUGUGGGACGGACUUUCCCCGUUGAACAGUUCUACUUGGAAGACUGUAUCCAACUGGUGAGCUUUGUUCCACCCAUUGACAACAAAAAGCGUAAGCGCGGUGGAAACAGCGGAAACGAUGAUGAUGAAGGCGGUGAAGAUACCACAGUCAAGAUCACCGGUGAAGCAGACACUUCCAAUCUGAACACAGUGAUUGAUGAGAAUAAAUACUCCGUUCAGACGAAAAACGCCAUGGCUCGCCUCUCGGAAUCGGAAGUGUCGUUUGAGUUGAUUGAAUCAUUGCUGAAUUUUAUCGAUACGCAAAACGUGCCCGGAGCUGUGCUUGUUUUCUUGCCGGGUUGGAAUCUCAUUUUCGCACUUAUGAAGUAUCUGCAGAGCAAGCCACAGUUUGGCGGAUCGAAAUGUAUUAUUUUACCGCUGCACUCGCAGCUGCCACGUGAGGACCAACGUAAGGUGUUCGACCAUUUUGGAAACGUGAGGAAAGUCAUCCUGGCGACGAACAUUGCCGAAACGUCGAUCACCAUCGACGAUGUGGUAUUCGUGAUCGAUGUCUGCAAGGCGCGAAUGAAGCUGUUUACUUCACACAACAACAUGACCAGCUAUGCCACGGUUUGGGCCGCCAGGACUAAUUUGGAGCAGAGAAAAGGUCGUGCUGGUCGUGUCCGCCCUGGAAAGUGCUUUACACUUUGCUCUCGCGCGCGGUUCCAAAAGUUGGACGAACACAUGACACCGGAGAUGUUCCGCACUCCGCUGCACGAGUUGGCUUUGAGCAUCAAGCUGCUCCGGCUAGGUUCGAUCGGACAGUUCCUGUCGAAAGCCAUCGAACCGCCGCCACUGGAUGCCGUUAUCGAGGCGGAAGUUAUGCUGAAGGAGAUGAAGUGUUUGGAUGCUGCCGAAGAGUUGACCCCGUUCGGGCGCAUCCUGGCUCGUUUGCCCAUCGAGCCCAGACUGGGUAAGAUGAUGAUCUUGAGUACGCUGUUCGGAGUGUGUGACCCGGUCGCUACGAUGGCCGCUUUUUCGGGAACGUUCUCGGAAAUCUUUCAACUGGACGUUGGACAGCGUCGUUUGAUGACCCAUCAGAAAGCUCUCAGCGGAAAGAGGAACUCGGACUACGUUGCCAUGUUGACUGCAUACAGAAUGUGGAGCGACAAACGUCGUCGCAGUGAGGAAGCAGAAAUUCAAUUCUGCGAAUGGAAGGGACUGCAGAUGUCCACACUUCGUGUCAUGUCGGAAGCCAAACGUCAACUACUGGAGCUGCUCUCACAGGCCGGCUUUCCCGAAGAAACUAUGAUUGAAAUGGGUUUCGAUCAAGACGAUGACGAUCCACGGCUGGAUAUGGCUUUGUCGCUUCUCUGUGUCGGACUCUAUCCAAACCUUUGCGUUCACAAGGAGAAACGCAAAGUGCUGACCACGGAAUCAAAAGCCGCGUUGAUUCACAAGACCUCAGUCAAUUGCAGCAACUUGCAGGUUACGUUCCCUUAUCCGAUGUUUGUGUUCGGGGAGAAGAUUCGUACCAGAGCGGUCUCCUGCAAACAGAUGUCGAUGGUGGCCCCGAUCCAUAUCCUGCUGUUCGGUAGCAAGAAAGUUGAAUGGGUCGAUAACAUGGUCCGCAUCGACAACUGGAUGAACUUCGAAAUGGAUCCGCACCAAGCUGCGCUGAUUGUUACCCUUCGGCCAGUGCUGCAGGAUCUCUUGAUUAGGGUCUCGGAAAAUCCCGAUGAAGCCAAUGCUCUGGAAGAGCGUUAUCAGAACUUGAUCGAUGUGGUUAAGGAUCUGUGUGCGUUCAGCGCAGGUGAUGAGGGAAUUAGGCGAGAAACCGGUUUAACGCCAUUGGAUCAGGCCCGGUCCAAUAUGAACAAAUUCCCUCGUUCGGAUAAUGGCGGCGGCGGUAAUCGGUUCGGAAAUGGUGGUCCUCGCUUCAACAACGGUGGAGGCGGAGGUGGUGGAUUCGGCGGAAACCGCGGUGGAUAUGGUGGUGGAUAUGGCGGUGGGUAUGGCGGUGGGUAUGGCGGAAAUCGGGGAGGUUAUGGCGGAAAUCGAGGCGGCUAUGGAGGAGGAAGUUUUGGUGGCGGCCGUCGUUGGUAAUUUAAAGUCUUACUAAAUAUCACAUGUUGUAAUCCAGAUAUUGCACCUUAAAAGGAUAAUUUUUAAACACUUUUCCUAUGUUCAAUUUAAACAAGAGUGAAAUAGUUGUAGCGGUAAAUGAGCAAGUGUUAAAUACUUGACAAUGAUGUAUGACCAUAAUAAUUUGAAAUGACGAUAUUUGGAUAGCUGCAAUAUCCAUAUGUACUACUGUAUGUCAUGCCAAUAAUUGCGGCAUUUAUUAUUGGUAAAAAAAAGAAAUUAAAUUAUAUCUUCGAACUUAAUAGAA
This is a messenger RNA of Armigeres subalbatus, 4294 nucleotides long. RefSeq names its product dosage compensation regulator (gene mle). Gene Ontology annotation, cellular component: cytoplasm; nucleolus; ribonucleoprotein complex. The coding region runs from base 232 to 4008 and encodes 1258 amino acids. Gene Ontology annotation, molecular function: ATP binding; 3'-5' DNA helicase activity; ATP hydrolysis activity. The record is from RefSeq and is a predicted model, not a curated record. Lineage: Eukaryota; Metazoa; Arthropoda; Insecta; Diptera; Culicidae. Gene Ontology annotation, biological process: regulation of mRNA processing; positive regulation of transcription by RNA polymerase II. The transcript has 6 exons.